This is a messenger RNA of Sclerotinia borealis F-4128, 924 nucleotides long. The record is from the annotation of a GenBank genome assembly. NCBI's taxonomy places the organism in Eukaryota, Fungi, Ascomycota, Leotiomycetes, Helotiales, Sclerotiniaceae.
AUGCUAGCCGCUGCCGAAACACUCUGGAAAGCAAAAUCUGAAUGGCAAGGCACAUUGGUGAUAUUGUUCCAACCCAAUGAAGAGCGAGGAGCAGGGGCAAAGGCUAUGAUACAAGAUGGACUAUAUGAUCCGGAAAAAUAUGCAUGUCCUAUUCCGUAUGUGGUAUUAGGACAACAUGUAAUGCCAUAUGCAGCAGGACAAGUAGGAACACGAAAAGGGAUCUCUGGAUCCGCUGCGGAUAGUUUUCGAUUGACGGUUUAUGGAAAGGGAGGUCAUGCAUCACAGCCCCAUAUGACGAUUGAUCUGGUAUUCAUGGCCGCCAAUAUCAUCGUACGAUUACAAGGAAUUAUCAGCAGAGAAGUAAAUCCGCAAGAUUCGGCUGUGAUAACGGUUGGGAGCGUGAUUGCGGGAAUGACGGAGAAUAUUAUUGCAGAUGAAGCGGUGUUGAAAAUCAAUGUCAGGAAUUUCAACCCGGAGACAAGAGAAAGAGUCUUGAAUUCAAUCAAGAGAGUCGUAAAAGCAGAAUGUGACGCCUCAAAUACAACCAAAGAGCCCCUUUUCGAACCGACAAGCAAUUUCCCUUUCUUAAUAAACGACAAUGCUACCACGCAAAAGCUAUCCGAUAGUUUUGAUGAGGUAUUUGGCGAAAACCAUAUUCAGAAUUGCGCACCGUUGGGGGGAUCAGAAGAUUUUGGUCUACUAGCAACAGAAGCACCCAACAAGAAUGGUGGAAAAGGAGUCCCUUCUUGUUAUUGGUUAUUUGGUGGUACGGAUCCAGAGGUUAUGAGGAAAGCGAAGGAGAUGGGGAGGUUGGAGGAUGUGCCGAUUAAUCAUAGUCCGUUAUUUGCGCCGGUGAUACGGCCGACGCUUAGGACGGGGGUGGAGGCUUUGGUUACGGGGGCGUUGACCUUUUUUAAAAGAUAA